This is a messenger RNA of Sycon ciliatum, 7653 nucleotides long. RefSeq lists its product as uncharacterized. NCBI's taxonomy places the organism in Eukaryota, Metazoa, Porifera, Calcarea, Leucosolenida, Sycettidae. The transcript has 23 exons. Gene Ontology annotation, biological process: cell-matrix adhesion. The record is from RefSeq and is a predicted model, not a curated record. Bases 250 to 6618 code for a protein of 2122 amino acids. Gene Ontology annotation, molecular function: calcium ion binding.
ACCUGUACUCAAUUUGGUAUCGACCGCCUACCAAACAUGUCUCUGCCGCCCCUAUAUAACUGCAGCAUCAGUCCGACUUAUUCAGUCGCCACCGAACAUUCAGAACGAUACGAAACCUUCUUCCAGUUGGAAGAGAUCUUUUCGGUCCGAAGCAUAUUUUCUUCUCUAUAUUUGCUAGUCCCAGGGUAAGGAAGGCGUUGGAGAAGAACGGCCAAAUCCUUGGUCUUCCAACAGUUCUAUCACCACAUCAUGCAUAAGAUGGGUGGUGGUGCGAAGGACGCCAUGCACGCUCUGCUGUUACUGGUACUAUUGGCGUCAGUGUCAGAGGGCAGCCAUUUCCGUGGAGGCACAAUAUCAUGUGGUCCAGACCCUACGAGCAACGGGGGAUUUGACAACAGCGGUAAUGCCAAGAUACAGUGCAGCUAUCGAGUUGCUUGGCGACUGAAUUACCAUUCUGGAACAGAGUGCAACGAAACCCAACGCAAUAAUGCAGUUCUUCUGAAUGGGGAGGGAACUGACCUUGUCUGUCAUGCGGGUUGCAGUGGAAGCAUUGCAAAACUUUCCUAUGUGUGCACAGAGUUUAGUCCACCACAGGAAGAGAACUGGUCGCAAGGUGGGAGAACUGUGCAGUACACAUUUCCUGGAGCACCUUCACGGUUCAGCGCAAGGCUUGCUACCUGCUGCUGGAUCGCAACUCUUGCAAGGUAUGCUCGCGCAUCCUUGAAUUUUGUUCUGCCAAUAUCAAUGGAUCUUGGAAGACGAUCGGACACGGGAAUGAUAAAUCACAGUCCAUCGUCCAAUCAGCCGGCAAUCAGGAGACUGCAGCACGGUUGUGCUCAGAAUCUGUCCAUUCACACUGCGGACGCGGACGGCGAUAUUGUGCGAUGUAGAUGGGGCACGACUAGCAACAGGUAUGGUGAAGACGAGUGCGGAGAUAUCUGCUCACCGCCGGAGGGUAUAACACUAACAUCAGAGCCAUGCACACUAUAUGUCCCACCAACACUGGAGGCAGGUAAACUACAUGCAGUCUCCAUUGUUUUCGAAGACUUUGCCGGAAACGAUCCGAACGGCGCCCCGAUGAGUCAGGUUUCGCUCCAGUUCUUGCUGGACGUGCAGAGUUCAACGCAAGCCUGCUCCUCGCGCCCCGUGCUAGUGGCACCCAGCCCCGAAGACAAAACCUGCAUUCCCAUAGCUCCGAACACCGAGUAUCGGGUCAAGCUCAGGGCCAGACAGACCUUGUCGAGUAACAUUAUUUCCGGCUUCAGCAUUACUCAACCUGUUGGCAUGCAGAGAAGCAGUAUUUCUAACAUCCAAAGCAAUGGUGUGUACUACGGAGAAGUGGAGCUCAACUGGACGCCUAGAGUGGAGCAGUACGGUCCACACGUGUUCUGCUUCCUGGCUACUGACAACACAGGGCAAACAUCAGAGCAGCAAUGUGUAACACUUAUGGCUGGAGCUUCUAUGCCAGAGAUUGUUCCUGGCACUACACAGCCCAGCAUUGCUACAUCAGCCACAGUUCCUCACUACUACGCAUCAUUCUCGGUCGACUUCAAUCAGCAGGUGUUCAAGUCAAAUCGCCAGGCCAAGAUCCGCAUCUUAGAGGUCAAUGGCUCCCGGACAACUGAGGUGUUCUCUCUUGUUGCCUCAUCGUCGAAGGAGGUAAAGGUCGAACAACAUCCGACACAUGACAGCCACUACCGAUUGACAUUCGCCAUUCCAGAGAGGCUGAAGGUUGGUCAGAGGUAUGCCAUCACCCUGGAUUCAGGAGUGGUCGUAGGCACACAGAGCUGUAUUGGCGGUGGUGUUCCAUCCGAAGGUCUCACUGACACUUCUGUGUGGCAGUUUGUCACUGACCAUACUACUGGUGAUAUAUCUAGCAGAAACGUGUCCCUGAUGCUACCUUACGGCAAGUCCGAGAAUGACAAUCAGCUUCAAUUGGGUGAUGGUCUGUCUUGUCACAGCCAGCCCCUGGCAACCGCUUCCAAUGGAUAUCCACUGUGGGGCAACCAGCACUCAGACGUGACAAUCUGUGAGAAUGGAGUGAUCAUGCUGGAUCAAGACCAACCCAUCCGCCAUCCCCAGGUGUUCCCCGGAAAUUGGGCCACUCAGCCGACAAUGCUGACACCCUACUGGUGUUUGGCCGACAAUAACCACUCCAAAACGCUCCAGGACGGCCUGAGAUCGCAUGUCUGGUAUCACUUCUACGAGCGGCAAGUCACCUCAGACAAAGAUAUGCUGGAGGACAUCGAGAGCCUGAUCAUGGCCAAAGAGCGCCAAGCCGACCCAUCAUUCCAAUUCACUGCAACGUGGGGUGCAGUGGUGACUUGGGAGAGGAUCACGCCUUAUCCUAGCCUGUACCAAUACCAGCUGCAUAACACAUUCCAAGGUGUCUUAGCGUCGGAUGGACUCCGCUCAUACGCUUUAUACAUCUAUGACCCGAGCUCUAUUCAGUGGUCUGUUCCUACUACACUUGAUCCAUAUGCAACGUUUGGACAUGCAGUGUCUGGAUAUUCGACACCAACACGGAAUCAUGCUGACAGCCGAUCUGGGACAUUCAGAAUUGCUGACAUUGAUAACAGAGCGGUGAAAGCUUCUGAUCCCAGUCUUCUGCAGACAGGUGGGGUGGGGGCUAUUUAUGUGCACAAACUGUACGAUGCCAACACUUUCUCUGGACCCAGGCAGCGUUGUCUGACGUGGCAUGCCUCUCAGCCAGAGCCCACAACCUGGCUUCAACAUCUAGACCCAUGCCCGUGUACCGUGAAGCAGGCCAGAGCUGACUCGAGGUUUGAACUUAUUCGAAAUCUCCUUCCAAGAAUGUGUUUCCAGAAUAGCGUUCCUUCGAUCAACGGAUCCUCUCAGGAGUGCUGUUACCGAACCCAGCAGCCUGGUCAAGGAGCAUUUAUUGAAGGCGCACCCGAUGGCGGUAACUCGGUACGCUUCUCCUGGCUGAGCUAUGAGCCGACUACAGUCAGCUCCCAGGAGACAUUGCCGUAUCAAUGGUGCUGCAAGGACGAGGCACUUUGUCAUCUGUUUAGGGAGAAACGACCAAGCCAGUCCUGUGAUAACUACGAACCACUGAAUUUUGGAUUUGCUGCCUUGCCGCUGGCUCAGGCCGUAAACAGUGGACAGUUCAUUGUGGACGCACCGGGCACAUUCCUUCUGCUGCAGUCGGCGUCCGAUGGUCUUCGCGUCGAGGCUUUGUCUACUCAGCCGAGGCCCGGUGUAGUUGCCGGCAUUACGAGCGUGGGGUUGACGGCUGAGGACGCGGAUACUGUACUGGUGGACGUGUCGCCCGAUGGAGCCUUGGUGUUCAGCGUGAAUGGCAUGCCGCUCACGAAUAAAGUCAUCCGAGUCUACUCCGAUGAGGACGAGAACAUCACAGUGGAGUGCUUGCAGUGGGGCCGAAACUGUCACCAUCUCAACCAUGCCCUAGUCUAUAACACUACGUAUCCACCCAUCGGCAUCAGCAACCACGAGGGCCUCACCGCAGUCAUCACCAAUCGUACUCACGGUAAAGUUGUGUUUGACAACGGGAUUACAUGGGACUUUUCCCUGAUUCAACCUUGGAACACCAUCACAGCGUCUGUAGGUGUGCCCCAAAUGUCUUUGACCUCCAUCGAGGGCCUCCUUUCCAGCAGCACGUUGCCUCCAACGAAGAAGGCAGUAUUGGUUAACGCCACAAGUUCUGCAGCGCACAUCAACCAAUGGCGCCUUGAGUGCUCCGAGAUACAGCUGGUGACAGACCCCAGGUGCUCGGCUGGGAAUACAUCCUCAGGAUCACCCGUUAUUCCAACCGCUCAACCAGUGACACUUCCUCCCGAGGAGGAUGACUUCUGGACAAUGGUAAAUAAAACAUGUGGCAACGAUACACUGUGCCGGGAACUGGCCAACGUGACGGGAGAUAUAGAGCUGACGAAAAACAUCACCAAAAAGGCGCGAGAUGAGAAGGACAAAGAUGACGACUCGAAAAAGGGACGUUUUCCUGUCCGGACAGCCAAUCCAGCGCUAAGGUGCCUUCAGGGCAUAUGCAACAUUGACCUGGCUGUUCUCUCGGGAAUACGCCGUGGUACGAAGUUCACAUCAGUGCUGGUCGACCGCCACAACUCCUCCUUUCAAGUCAUCUAUGAAGACAAAGGCAAGAACAGAUAUCGAUUAGCACUGAAGCGCAACGUCCCGGCUACCAAUAUUCAAUUCGUCGCCAUUGGCAACGACGGCCGUGUUGUCCUAAUCCGUCCGGUCGCUUUCGUCUGCGACUGUGAUAACGGCAUGUGCACGGAUGACUUUCUCUCCCCACUGAGUUCGCCACGCACACGCAUCUACGGUUGUGAGUGUCCACAAGCGUAUGACGGCACGUAUUGCGAGCUAGACCGCGACGGGUGUAAGGCGGCGUUUCAGCCCUGCGCCAGUGGUGUGAUGUGUAUGGAUGAACCUGCUCCGAAUACUGGAUUUCAGUGUGGUCCAUGUCCGACUGGAUUCUCCGGAGAUGGGCAAACUUGUUUCGACCUGGACGAGUGUAAAGACAUCAGUCCAUCUCCAUGUGCACAGGAAUGUGUCAAUACACAGGGUAGCUACCAGUGUGCGUGCAACAGCGGAUUUCAGCUGGCUGCUGAUGAUGUAGAGUGUGAUGAUAUUGAUGAGUGCAGUCUGGGAAUACACGGCUGUAAUCACCUGUGCACUAAUUCUGUGGGAUCGUACGAGUGCGAAUGCUACGAUGACUACGUUCUCAACGGCACAACACAGUGUAUACCAAUCCUCAGCUCACCACAGUGCAGCAGCUGCGAACAAGGAUGCCGGAUUGAUUCCUUUUCUGGAGCAACGUGCUUUUGCCUCGACGGCUACGAUUCAGAUUUCUUUAGCUUCGGCUCCUGCAGUGAUAUUGACGAGUGUAGCGCGUCCCCGAGCCCUUGUUUAGGCGGCCAUGGCACGUGUAACAACACGGAGGGCUCAUUCAACUGUGUGUGUGACGAUGGCUAUAGCCUUGCUCUGGACCGAGUGACAUGCCAAGACGUAGACGAAUGUAUUGGCAGGGAUCCUGUGUGUUCUGGAGACAUGCUGUGUACGAAUACGCAGGGAUCAUAUCAGUGUUCGUGUCAGACCGGGCAUCGCUUCAAUCAGACAUUGAAUUCUUGCCAAGCUAUAUCGUGUGGACGUCCACCUGUCCCCGCACAUGGUCUUCUCAACAGUGGCGGCUUUACUUUUGGCGACACCGUCGUCUAUUUCUGUGAUAUCGGCUACUCGCUGAGGGGAGCUCAGACAACCGAGUGUCUCGCAAGCGGCCAGUGGUCCCAGGCCGUGCCACCGAGGUGCGAAAUCGUCCACUGUCCUUCACUAGUCCUGUCACCCAGGUCGCAGUCCUCGUCGACGAACACGACAUUCUCCAGCGUGUGGACGUUCAACUGCUCGGACGGGUACACUUUGAGCGGAGCGGAAACCCUGACGUGUCUACCAAACGGACGGUGGGACAAUUCUCCACCAGUCUGUGAUAAAAGUUGUAUCGUAAGUGAUUGGACUGCAUGGUCGGCUUGCAGUGUCACAUGCCUAACGGGACAACGAACUCGUACCCGUCAAAUCAUACAGCCAUUCGGCGGCUUUGGUACACAAUGCCCCGACCUUCAAGAGAUAGAAGUGUGCCGACCGCGUGACGAUUGUGGAUGUGGUACCUCACCAAUUGGUAGCAAGAAAGCGGAAAUCAAGACCCCUGCUGGCACGCCGGCUGCUGAUGUUCUUGUCAUUGUGGAUGAGUCGGACUCCAUGGAUAACCAUCACCAGUGGCUUGCGGACACGAUUCCUCAGCUAGAUAUCUCUCUCCAGGAUGCCGGUGUCGGUACUGAUCCAGCACUGCCCAAUCACUACGCCUUGGUCGGCUAUGGCCGUCAUCGACUGCCCACGGGGAAUUCAAUGCGUAUUCUACCCAGUGCCUUCGCAGAUUCGACUGGCAGCAAGGUGUUCACAGUCAAGUCCUUUCUGGAUAUGGUCAAGCGGCUUUCCUCCGGAGAGAACAUCGAGGAUGGCUACUUGGCAAUCCAGUACGCGCUAGAGAACCUCACUGACAGCAAUGGAGACAACAUGCUGCGACUGGACCACCCUAACGUUGCUACCAGUAUUAUUCUCGUCACCAAUGAAGAUCGCGAUGUGUACGCCAGCAAUCUCACAAGACAUCUGGUGAAGCACUUGAUCCGCAAAUCGGACGCCAAGCUCAACGUCAUCGUUGACCAACGUCUGCGUGCACAGGGACAGAACCGCAAUGCCAUGGGCGUGGAUGCCAAGAAGAUGGCGUACUUUGACGAGCCGUUCGGCGCCUAUCUUAGUACAAACAAAGGCUUCGCCGGCAGCGAAUUCUACCGUAACACCAAACAUGACUACACCACGCUCGCGCUGGAAGUCGGCGGUGCUGCAUGGGAUAUCAAUGUCCUGAGAAGAGGUGGAUCCGCGACAGCCGCUUUCAGUCGCGCCUUUGUCAGCGUCCAGGCCGGCGAGAUCACAGACCAGGUACAGAUCUGCGAACGCUGCAGCUGUGUGGACGAGGGUCGCACCGCGCGCUGGUCGUGCAACAUGGCCAUGAACCAGGAUCUAUGCAAGAAGGAUGUGAGCAGGGCCGCUACUGCCAUGUGUGGCUAAGACCGAUGAGUCACGGUGCAUAGUGGUGUAUGUAUAUGCUGCAUAGCCGGUGGGUACGUGGUACUCGGAUAUGCGUAGCCGGUGAGUACACGGAUGUGCAUAGCCGGUGGGUACACGGAUGUGCAUAGCCGGUGAGUACACGGAUGUGCAUAGCCGGUGGGUACACGGAUGUGCAUAGCCGGUGGGUACACGGAUGCGAACUUUAUUUUACUUCAUUUUAUAUGCUGGCAUCAUUUCACGUAAUUUUCUCCUUCAUUACCGGCUGCUUCGCAAAUCUAUUGCUAUGAUCUAGCGGAAUUCUUGUAUGACACAUGUAUAUGCUUGCAUUUUACCUCUUGAAAAUCUUAGUAGUAUUUUUCUAUUUGUAGCGAAUUGAAAAUUUCCAUAUUAUGGAUUAUCUUCUUGAACCAGAGAGUCCGUUCACGCAGGGCACUAUUUCUUUCUUCUACACUUCAUGCGUUUUCCCCAGUACUCCAACGAUGCUGCAUGCACAACACGCGUGCCUCUGCAGCAUCUACCCUUGGCUGUGCGGCAUGCGGGAUAUUUAUGCUUCUUAGAAUGAUUUCUAAAAUGUGCGCAAGCUCCACUGCAGUCACUUCAUCACAUGAAAAACCACAUUAUUAUUAUUAUUAUGAUGCCUACAUUUACUCGUAUACAUUAUCACCGCUCUGAUUUGGUCUCUGUUCUUAUCCCUGUGUGCAUUGACCUGGCCAAACCAUCAUCAAUGAGAUAUUUUUCUACAGAUGCCGGGCCUGCAAUCUCUCCCUUUCUAUCCUUUACUCACAUUUCCUCCACACUACAGUACUUGGGCACUAGAGCAUGGUGAUGAUAUGCAUGUAUACCAUGAAUUACCCGUGUACGGUAUUUUACACAACUUUGAUAUAUCUGCCUAGAGUUUCUUUGGAUUAGGCUAUUUCAAAUUUUCAUUUUCAUUUCAUUGCCGGGUUUCAUCCCUUGUAUCUUUGGCGUUCUUCCUUCUUUCCGUGUCGUAUUGUUUGACCCGUAUACGGUCUGAAAUAUUUCCAUUGAUUCUGA